Strigops habroptila (Kakapo) is the source of this 6223-nucleotide messenger RNA. RefSeq names its product ANTXR like (gene ANTXRL). Bases 215 to 1888 code for a protein of 557 amino acids. The transcript has 18 exons. Gene Ontology annotation, molecular function: signaling receptor activity. NCBI's taxonomy places the organism in Eukaryota, Metazoa, Chordata, Aves, Psittaciformes, Psittacidae. The record is from RefSeq and is a predicted model, not a curated record. Gene Ontology annotation, cellular component: membrane.
GGCUGGCUCAGUCUCCAGCCCUGAGCCAGCAGUCCGCUGCCCGGAGGGCAGAGCUGCCUUGAGUCCGCAGGGCUGAGCUGAGAUCCCGAAGUUAGUAUUUUUUUUUGUUUCUUUUAUUUUCUUCCUCUCUGCCCUCGGUGCUUACAAAGAGCCCAUAAGGUUUGCAGCGAGAGAGAGAGACUGGGGGAGGAGAAAGAAUUAAGUAAGGGAAAAGAUGGCGAGUUGCAGGAGCAGCGUGGAGAAGGCAGCAUUUUUGUGCUGCUUGUUGCUGGUAAUGGGGAUCCUAACCUCCUGCGCCCGGCCGGAGGAGGAGGAAGAGCAAGAAGAGCAGCGCUCCUGUCACGGUGCCUUUGAUCUCUACUUCAUCCUGGAUAAGUCUGGAAGUGUUAGAAAUCAUUGGACUGAGAUUUAUUCUUUUGUGGAAAGCCUAGCUGAGAAGUUCAUAAGUCCAAUGUUGCGGAUGUCUUUCAUCGUUUUUUCUUCACGAGGCACUACAAUCAUGAAACUAACAGAAAACAGGGAAGCCAUAAGACGAGGGCUCGACAUUCUUCAGUAUGAAGUGCCUGGAGGAGACACAUUCAUGCAUGAAGGAUUUAAAAGGGCAAAUGAGCAGAUUUACCAUGAAACCUAUGGAGGAGUUCGGACCGCUAGUGUGAUUAUUGCUCUGACAGAUGGAGAAUUGCAAGAUGUUCAGUUUUAUUAUGCAGAACAAGAAGCCAACAGAGCCAGAAGCUUUGGAGCUAUAGUUUAUUGUGUUGGAGUGAAAGAUUUCAAUGAAACGCAGCUGUCAACAAUUGCUGACAGCAUCGAUCAUGUUUUUCCAGUUACGGGAGGCUUUUAUGCCCUAAGAGGCACCAUCGAUUCAAUUCUCAAGAAAUCUUGCAUUGAGAUCCUAGCGGCUGAACCAUCGAGUGUUUGUGCAGGAGAAUCCUUUCAAGUUGUGGUAAGAGGCAACGGCUUUUAUCAUGCAAGAAAUAUUGACCAGGUACUCUGCAGCUUCAAGCUCAACGAGAGCCUUACUAUCAAUGAAAAGCCGACCCUUGUUCAUGAUACUUACUUACUUUGUCCUGCCCCAGUGAUAGAAGACGCUGGACAGGUGGUUUUCCUACAAGUCAGCAUGAACAAUGGGCUAACAUUCGUCUCCAGCUCUGUCAGCAUCACCAGCACACAGUGUCUGACUGGGACCAUCCUUUUCAUUGCUCUCCUGGUUCUCUUUCUGCUGCUGGCUCUGGCUCUUCUGUGGUGGUUCUGGCCCCUUUGCUGCACAGUGGUGAUCAAGGAGCCGCCACCACCACCACCUCCAGAGCCUGAAUCAGAUGAUGAAGAUGGAUUGCCAAAGAAAAAGUGGCCAACUGUGGAUGCAUCUUAUUAUGGAGGUCGAGGUGUUGGUGGGAUUAAGAGGAUGGAGGUGCGAUGGGGAGACAAGGGGUCAACAGAGGAAGGAGCAAAAUUGGAGAAGCCUAAAAAUGCUAUUAUUAAGUUGCCGGAACAGGAGUAUGAGCCAUGGGAACCCAAGCCGAAAAAGCCACAUGUGAGAAAACCACCUUCUCAGCGGAAAUGGUACACUCCGAUCAAGGGCAAACUUGACGCACUGUGGGCUUUGGUUCGACGAGGCUAUGAUCAAGUCUCUCUUAUGAGACCACAGCCAGGGGACAAGGGAAGAUGCAUGAACUUCACUCGAGUGAAAUCGGAUGGAACCUCUGCCCCUUACAGCCCACCGCCAAAGCUGCCGCAGCGUGAUGAUGUUCCUCUCAACAAUGCUCCAAGGAGUCAUUCUUCUCCUGUGUCUCUGCAGCCUCCUUCCAGGCAGCCACCUCCUGGACCACCCCCAUCCCGAGUGCCUCCCGGACCUCCUCCUUCGCGCCCACCACCACAGCCCAUGGCUUAGAGUGCAGCAAAACCCUGAUUGACAAAACAUGUCUCUUUGCUGAACACAGCAUAUUUAUUGAGUAUUGGUUUACAGUUAAAGAUAUCAGAAUUUGUUGCUGGUCAGCAAAAAAAGAAGAAAAAAUCUAAAAAAAAAGAGGAAAAAUUGCCAAGUGUCAAUUUUAGUGUAUGAAUAUAUUUAUACCACACGUGCUGAGUAAACAUUCAGUGGAUAGAUUCAGAGCUAUGGGGUAUAGAAACAAACCAAAGUGAUCAUCUAGAUACAGUAGCAGCUUUCGUAUGUAUACAGUUGAAGAUCUAUUUACAUAUGACAUUUAUCUGGCUUGGUAUGUCAGAUCAUUCACUAAUAACUUUAGCCGGUACAUGUGCAUCAGCUGUUUUGAUAGCUGCCACCUGCAAGUUGGUUAAACAUAGUUCAUUGAGGAAUUUGAUUUCUUUUCCCCAACAGUACUGCAUCCAGAUGUUAAUAUGGGACAAUAAUUGCAAAGAUAACUUUCUGCCUUUGGUUCUGCAGGUGGAAUUUCCAUGGAAGUUUAGAAGAAGGCUAUAACAAUGAGGUAAAAUGAGACUAUGUGCCAAUAAUCGAGCAACAGUAAUCUAGCAUGGGAGAGGGAUAUCUUUUUCUGCUGAGAAAAUCAGGUUUGAACCUGCCAUCUCCGCAUAUGUUUAGACGUGGUUGCAUAGGACCAUCACUGAAGGCCAGGGUUCAGAUUUGUCCAAAGUUCAGAAGAAUUUUGAGAAAAACAUUUUGGCCAGGUGUUUAGUUUUUACUUACAGAAAACAAGUUCUAAAAUGGAGCGAACAUUCGUGCAAUUUGAGCAUGAAUGCUGUAAUAUGCAAACAGCAUGUACUAUUUUUAUCAGCAGCAUUGAGGGACUGAUUCCAUUACUACUUAAUUAGAUAAAUUUUCUUUUGAUCUUACUGCCAAGGAGAACUAGAUCCUCUUGUGAUUAAAACCUGAAUUCCUCUAUGAGUAGCUCUUUCUUUAGACAUCUCAGAUGCUGCUAAAUGUAACCUUGCAGUCUACCUAUGGUUGAGAGGCAUGGUGUGAAGCGUCAGCAUGGGCUUUUAUCCCUGUUUUAUACAUUGUUUGGCUAGAGUAUUUCCCAAACAGUGUGACUGCUCACCCCUGACCUCCAUUCUGUGUGUCACCAGAAAGUGAUGCGAGCACCCACACAGAGGUGGGAAUUUCUGACGCGGGAGCGUGGGACAGCCCAUGAAUAGUGUUCACUGAGCAACACUUGAAUGGGUUGUGCCUAGAUCAUUCCCUAGUGAAUCAAAAUAAUACCUGAGCUUGCUUUUUCUCUACUACUACCUAUCCUAUUGGAGAGGGUGGCUGCAAAUUCCUGUGCUGGUUUGCUUUGGCACUGGCUGUGUUAUUAGGAUAGUUGUAGAAAUAAUGUUUAUGUUGCAUUAUGACACAGCAUAUACCUAUCUCUCCAUCUGUGUGUAGGUGUGGGUGUGUAGCACAUCACAGUAGUUACUGGCACAUAAGUCUAAGAUAAAACACUAACUGUAUCACCCAGUUACUCCAGAUUUUAGGCGUCUUCGUGCAGUUUUUACAGGCAUAUAAAAUUGCACCGGUACAAAGAGAGAUCAGGCUUACUAUUUCCAGUGGAAGUCCCACUUGCAGAACACCAUACCAAGCUGUCAUCAGUCUGUGCUGAUCACUGUGACAUGCCGUGUGUAUGCAGCUGAGGCUGUCAAAGAUAAACUCAGAAGAACCACAGAGCCUCUUUCUCCUCUUGCACUGCUCUGCUCUUGAGUUAUGCUCUUACCUCAUGUAUAUUGGUGCAGGUAGUGGAAUCAUAGUCAUAGGUGCCAGCUGGCCUUGGAGCUGUUCCUAAUUUAGGCCUAAGCCAGCAAAGCAUUUCUGCAUGCAUUAAAAUGUCCUGCAGGUCAAGAGGAACAUCCUUAUGCCCAGUACUUUGCUGACCUGUGACUUUAUUGUGAUCAGAAAGGAGAAUUGGGAUGCACUCAACCCUCUCCUCAUUCUUUUUAGUCACUUGAAUAGGGUCUGCAUAAUUUGGUCCAUAAGAAUGGAUUUCUGUUUGGAGGAGAAAGAAGUGUGUGUGCAUGUGUGUGCGUGUGUCUGUGUUUGUGUGUGGGAACUGUGUGUGGGAACUCUCCUAUGAAUGGAAAGGCCUUUUGCAGCCAAUGUGACACACAGUCACAGGAGUAAGCUUUAGCUAAUGAAAGAGCCUGGAAGCCAGAUUUUGUAUUGCCUUGCACCUGUACAGAUCUAGAGAGCGGUCAGUAGAGUUGUUACAGAUUUGUAUUGAUGUUAAUAUUGGCAGAACUUGACUUACUUCCAGUAGGAAUGAAGGUGUUGGCUUAGGGAGGGCUUCUUGUAAUAACAUAGCCAACAUGCCUGUUUGCAGUUGAAGGGAAUAAUAUUCUUUGCUGGAAUAGCCAGUCUUGCGGAGAUAACAGAUACUGACAGUUUCUGCAUCCCUAGCAAGUGCAGUGAGAAUAGGAGUGGUUUGCGCUUCCAGGUGAUGAGAUCUAUAUACGAUAAAGCACUAUCAAUUUGAGAAUUAGAAUCAGCAUAAAUGGAGUUUCCAGCAUUUUCACCAUAUAAAAUCAAGCAUUUCAUGUGUAACCCGUGUUUUGGCUGCAGCUUCUGCAAUGGGAGCACUGCAGGUUUAGUUUGCCAGUAAAGUGGGAAGAAGAGAAAGUGAUCUUGAACUGAAUUGCCUUUGCAAAGGUGGGGGGCAGUGAAUGUGCUACACUGGCUACAGAAGGGCCUGUUAGUUGUGUAGAAAUGUACUCAUCUGCAGUGAUCUCAGGCACUAUAAUAAUGCAGUAGGAGAAAACGGUUGCUGUUUCACCGUGUGUUGAGCUUGAUCCUUACUUGAAGCAAAUCAGAAUAGGCCAACUGAAAUCAAGGCAUUAAUACUGGUGUCUGUCAGCUGAGACCUGGCUCAAAAUAAAUGGACAAAAAUCCCUCCAACUGGCUUGAUGUUUCAAUGUUUGUUUUGGGAUGCUUUUACAUCAGUUUUGAUUAUAGUAGUUACACUGCUAAGAAAUGCUCUCAUGUGGGAUGACUCCCCUGUACUUUCUGGCAUAUAGCAUCAUCCAAAACUUGCAAAAAGUGAAUAUCUAAUGCUUCCCCAAAUCCAAGAGAAAAAUGUGCAUUAGGAGGACCUUUGGCUAAUGCUUAGCACAGAUGUGAAAUGACACAAGGCACAAAGCAGCGGGGACGGAAACCCUGCUUGUUUAAAGCUGAUACAGAACCACACUGAUCAAAGCAUAUUUAUCGCCAUCUUUCAACCUCAGUGCAUGUAUUGCCAUCUGUGAGAGUAGACUGCAGAGCAGACGGUCCUAAAUGUAAAAAAGGGAAAAAAAAAGGAAAAAGGAACAGAAUCAGCUCCUCAUCUGAAUGAGUGAGCAUAACAAUGAAUGACAUUACUUCCUGAACUGUACCAGUUCAAAUGCAUGUGCACCUGGUGCUCCUAAUGCUGUUUACUCCUGUUGGUCUUUAGACAACAUGAUCAGUAAUAUGCUUUUUCUCUUUAUUUGUAUGUUGGUUUUAUUGUUGUUAUUUUGUUUUGGGUUUUCUUAGAAAAAACACGUUUAACUGAGAAAACAGCCCUACUUCUGUAAAUAUAGAGUUUAAUUUGGAGGAGACAGCACACUUCUGGAUGUUACUGCUGGACAGUUAUUUAUUAAAAGGGGCUUAAGGUGAAUAAAUACAGGUGGCUCAGGAUACAUGCAUGCAAGUGUGAUAAUGCAGUAUAGCAUUUUCAGUUCUCUGUAGUUUUGGGGGGAAGGGGAAUUUUUGGGUCAUCCUAGUUUGUUUAGAAGUUUGUUACUGAUCUGAUACUUUUGAAUAAUGCAAUAGACUCCUAACAUAUAACAGUGCUUGAAAAGAUGUGUAGAUUAUGAUAGAUUUUACAUUUGGGGGGGGGAGGGGGUAGUGAAGGAGAAAUUUUCUAGUUUUUAAGGGAAAAAAUAUACUGUACUAAACUUUUUUUAGAAAAAGAUGUGUGUUUUCAGAAACAGUGGAGAUGGGGGCUGAUAGACAGCCGGGGCGUGGAGGUGAGGGACAGAGGAAGCAGUUGGAUUUUUUGAGGGACAAAGAAAUUUUACAUGGGUGUGUGGGUUCAUUACUGGUACAUGUGGUACAAAUUUCUGUAACUGACAUGCUGCUUCCACGUUGUAAUCGUAUAACCUUUAUACAUUUUAUACGCCUGCUCCAUUUUUCUGAGAAAACUUUGCAAAUGUAAUGCCUGCAUGCAAAUGUGGGAGAUGUAGCCAAAGUGUUAUAAUCCAACAUAAUGUAGUCUUAAUGGAUUCAAAAUCAACAAUAAAAGUGCUUACUGGUUAAACACUA